AUGGCUGAUAAUACGCCCAAAAAGCAAGACUCCCCAGUCUCUCCCAUACGGUCAACCGAAGGCCAACCAGAAUCUCCUACCACUGCGCAGCCUCUUGACUUUGACGACGACGACAAUCCUACAGCGCCCACUCCUACCAGAAUGUCUGCUACAGAAACAACCUCGAAGCCGGAGCCGCCUCCAAAGGAUGAGCAUGCCCCUGCUAAACCUCCACGACCAAUGAACCCCAAGGAUCAAGCAAUACAAACACUACGAGAGGCGUUUCCGACCAUCGAUGUCAGCGUCAUCCGAGCUAUACUGACCGCAAGUGGUGGCAACCUAGAACCCGCGUUCGCUGCCCUCCUGGAAAUGAGCGAUCCCGAAGCUGUGCAGAGAGAACAGCCACCCACUAAGCCGCCCCGGCCAGCUCAACAACCAGCCCAGAUGAGUCAGUUAGAAGCAGACGAACAGUACGCGCGACAUCUAGCAGAACAGUACGAGCAUUCACAAACUUCGUCUCGACCCACAGAUCGCUACAACUCGAAUCUUCCAGGAUCUCGACCAGGCAGACCGGGUGCGCAUCCGAACCCAGACGACCCAGAGUACCACUGGCGCUCAUUCAUAGAUGGUGCGGGAGAAUUCCGGAAAGAGCUGAACGAAGCCGCUAAUGAGAUUUGGACAGACGACCUGCCCGAGAUCCGCGACAACCUUCGCAAAGGCUUCUUUGAAACACAAAAGACAGUUACCAGUUGGAUAUCGAACUUCAAGAAGAACUUUGAGGAGAAGGACGAAGACGUCGAUUAUACCGCUCAAAAUACAGCGCAGAAUAGAGGCCAACCGCAAGCAAGGAGGAGUGGCGAGUCUGCACGCAGAAGUGCAGAGUAUUCGAGGUACGAUGCUGAUCCACAAGUGAUUGGUGACGAUUUCUCGAAGUUGAACUUGAAGGAUGGCGACCAUCCUCCACGGACAUCGUCGAGACCGACCGCGAACCCGAACCUUUUCAAGUCUGACCAAAGAUCAUCCUCGAAGGGCGUUGCAAGAAAAGUGAGCUUUCAAGAUGGACCACCCGAAGAGAUCAAGGACAUGUAUAGUGCUAGCCCGAAACCAGCUACCACGAAUGUACAGACCACAGGCACAGCAGCUACUGGAAAGUCGAGCAAGUGGCAGCCAUUGUCUGCUGUCGAUCCUUCUCCUGUCGGCGACAACGAUCCUUUCAGCCUUGGCGACAGUGACGAUGAGAAAGAUGCAAAGCCGAUCACUCUCAAAGACGAUGAGGUCGGCAAAGGGAAGAUUGAUACUGCGGCGUCUGUGCCUGAUGUCGACAGUAAAAAGGCAACAGUGGAGGACGAGAAGAAGUAA
This is a messenger RNA of Lithohypha guttulata, 1338 nucleotides long. RefSeq names its product ubiquitin-binding protein cue5 (gene CUE5). Lineage: Eukaryota; Fungi; Ascomycota; Eurotiomycetes; Chaetothyriales; Trichomeriaceae. Gene Ontology annotation, molecular function: ubiquitin binding; ubiquitin conjugating enzyme binding. Gene Ontology annotation, biological process: ubiquitin-dependent protein catabolic process. The transcript has 2 exons. Gene Ontology annotation, cellular component: cytoplasm. The record is from RefSeq and is a predicted model, not a curated record. Bases 1 to 1338 code for a protein of 445 amino acids.